AUGGCGAAGUAUGCUGUCCUAGGGAGCACAGGCAAUUGCGGGACAGCCCUGAUACAGAAUCUGCUGCAGUCGGCCCAGGAGAAUACCAUCCACGCCUACUGCCGGAAUGAAUCAAAGCUGCGCCGGCUGGUGCCCGAGGUGGCCGACAACAAGAACGUGCGCAUAUUCGCAGGCAGCAUCCACGACGUGAACCUGAUGAAGGAGUGCAUCCGCGACACCAGGGCCGUCUUCCUCGUGGUCACGACCAACGACAACGUCCCGGGCUGCCGCCUCAGCCUCGACAGCGCCACGGCCGUCGUGCAGGCGAUGCAGGAGCUCAGGGCGUCGGGUGCUCAGGUCCUCCCGCGGCUGGUGCUGCUCAGCUCGGCCACCAUCGACGACCACCUGUCGCGCGACAUGCCGUGGUGGGCCCGCCGCGUCCUGCUCGCGUCUGCGUCGCACGUGUACGAGGACCUGCGGCGGGCCGAGGCCAUGCUGCGCUCGCAUGCGGAUUGGCUUUCUGUCAUCUUCGUCAAGCCGGCGGGAUUGUCGCCGGAUAUGGCGCGCGGGCACAGGCUGACCUUCGACGAGGAGGAGAGUUUUAUAAGUUACCUGGAUCUGGCGGCUGGCAUGAUCGAGGCGGCCGAUGAUGAGGAGGGCCGGUAUUGUGGGAGGAAUGUCGGUGUUGUUAACAAGACGCGUGGAGUGGGUGCCAGGCUCCCUCGUGGCACGCCGUUGUGUGUUUUGAUGGGGUUGGUGCGUCACUUCUUCCCUUGGCUACAUCCCUAUUUACCUUCGACGGGUCCUGCGUGA
Diaporthe citri is the source of this 792-nucleotide messenger RNA. RefSeq lists its product as uncharacterized. Lineage: Eukaryota; Fungi; Ascomycota; Sordariomycetes; Diaporthales; Diaporthaceae. The record is from RefSeq and is a predicted model, not a curated record. The transcript has a single exon. Bases 1 to 792 code for a protein of 263 amino acids.